This is a messenger RNA of Synchytrium microbalum, 2481 nucleotides long. RefSeq lists its product as uncharacterized. Gene Ontology annotation, cellular component: nucleus. The transcript has 5 exons. Lineage: Eukaryota; Fungi; Chytridiomycota; Chytridiomycetes; Synchytriales; Synchytriaceae. Gene Ontology annotation, molecular function: DNA binding; DNA-binding transcription factor activity, RNA polymerase II-specific; zinc ion binding. The record is from RefSeq and is a predicted model, not a curated record. The coding region runs from base 1 to 2481 and encodes 826 amino acids. Gene Ontology annotation, biological process: DNA-templated transcription; regulation of DNA-templated transcription.
AUGGAAUACUCGCCUCCAACAUCAACCGAGGACUCGCCCGACGAUGGGGGCCCAUAUCUGAAUCAUCAUCAUCAAGUGAAUCAUCAACAGCAGCUCGAAGAUUCUCCUGAUCCUUAUCUAUAUAAUUACCAGACCGGAAACGACGACUUUGAAUAUGCUCAACAAGGAUACCCGGCCAUGAUGUUUAAUGGCAACGGGAAAAGCUCCAAUAACAAUACAGGUAGCGGUAGUAGGAGACAAACAACCCAACCUGCUUCAGCCCUUACUGCAAAUGGCAGGAAAAGGAAGCACGCCACUCAGGCUUGCGACUAUUGCUCCAGACGUAAAGUCAGAUGUGAUGGAGCCAAACCUACAUGCGCAACAUGCUCGGAACGUGGGGUAGGAGAUCAGUGUACAUAUGGCAGAGUCCAAAGACGUCGAGGCCCGAAAUCAUCACCAGCUGCUGCCUUGAAACUAAGAGUACAGGAGCUCAUCCUACAGCUGAAAACGAUAUUGGAGCAAGGUCCUGAAGCACUCAAUAUGCUACGAGAUGAAGGAGGUCUCGAGCUACUGUCAAAUACUAUACAAGCCAGUGGCGGUGUAGCAUCAACAGCCACCAACAAUAAUAGCAAUAGCAGACGAAAAUCUUCAGGAGCUGACGCAUCACCGCUUAAUCAACUAGUACGUGCGGCCGCUAUGUCAGAACAAACCUUCACGUUAAGACCACCGGUUAUAUCUCAUCCGACCGUAUUGUACUUUCCGUCCAAAGACAAUAAUCCAUCGCUUCUUCCACCCAUGAAUGCCAACGUUGCCGACUUGAUGUCGCCGAGACAUAAUCAGGUCGUAUCUGAGAUGUUAGAAAUCAUAUGGUUUCUCGAAACAGAUCAGGAAGGGCCACAAUUACUUGACGCUGAGGCACCGAGUCGUAAACGUAAAAAGAGACGAGGAGGAGAUGUCGAUGAAGCUGGAAUCAUGGGCGAAAGGAGUAUACCUAUUCCAAGAGGUCUUGAUGAUGGACCUAUCGAGUUGGACUUGCCAUUGGAGGUCUAUCAAAAUGUUUUGGAUUACUUUUUCGAGCAUCUCUACGAAAUUAAGCUCACCGUCUGUGGAGUCAACAAAAACAUGAUUCCCACAGACUUGACUCGAUUCUCGCCAUUCCUAUUGAAUUGUAUAUGUGCUAUAGCGUAUCUUGAACGGCCAUUCACAGGUCAUGAGCCACCAGCGCUGCCAAUAGGAUGGAAUGGAUCCGAAGCAUUCUAUGCUCGAGCUCGAUCACUGAUGCCUCGGUUCUUGGAACGGCCUUCAUUAGAUACUGUGAACGCUUUUCAUCUGUUGGUAGAGUAUACUGGACAUAUGGGUGAAUCAUCAUUGGCAUGGAUGUACUCAGGAAUGGCCAUACGCAUGUCACAAGGACUGGGUCUCUUCACGGCCAGAUAUCCCGUGCAUCUCCCGUGGUGGAUUCGUGAACGAUGCCGACGCAUUGCAUGGGCAGAUUUUAUAAUUGAUCGACUGACAUCUGCAUUCGCCGACCGACCUAGUCUACUAAAAGAAUACGAAGUCGCCCAAGUACCAUUGCCUAGUGUAGAAGCAGCAUGGGAAGCAACACAACCUAAUGAUCCAAAUCCACCUGCUGGCUUUUCCGAACAUGGUGGACUAAUCACGGAAGGAAUCGCGCCACCUAAUACCAAACAUACCAUAACUCAAAUCAUAAGCCUGUCUCGAGUGAUGGGUCGUAUUCUAGGUCAUGUUGGGAAACAGCAAGCUCAAACAGCGGCCACCAUCGCGUCUGAAAACAACAGUAACAGUAAUGAGCCCUUGACGAAUGGUAAAUCAUUAUCGGCCUCGUCAUCAGCAUCAGCACCCUUCUUCAUGUUGGGCGGUGAUGCGGACACAGCCGACGAUAUAAACUCAAGAGAUUUAGCAGACUUGGAUGCCCAACUAUUUAGAUGGAGAUCACGAGUCCCUCCUCAUUUGCUACCACCAUCGCCACAUGCUCCGCUCCCACAAGAUUUACAGUGGGAUGUUGCCUUCUUGUGGUUGUAUUAUGCUACUUGUGUCUGUACAUUGCAUCGACCGCAUGCCGUGAAGGAUUUGAAAACGAACACGGUUAGCAGUGUGUCUUUUGAGGCGUGUAGGGUAGCCGCUGUUGACGCUACCAGGGCUAUUGAGUGGAUUACCUCUAUGCAAGAUGGAAAAUUUAUUAAUGGAUCUCCGUAUCAGUUUGUUUGUGUGAUUCAAACUGGACUUGUACAUCUCUUGGUAGCCAAAUCAUCCACGAAUCCGAGCCACGUAGCAACUGCUCGACAAGCUAUAAACCUACAUAUGAGUGUCCUUGAACGUUCUGGUCAAUUCAGAGCUGCUCGACGUCUGCACCGUGUAAUGGCAUCAGUUAUCACUCAAGUAGAAUCGUCACCCAACAAGGUUGAAGAACUUAAUGGUCGACAUCAUGAGGACGAUGUGAUAAAAGAAGAAACGGGAGGAGAGAAUGGAUAUGACGCAUGA